AUGGUUUUAAAUCCAUCUGAAAUGACAAAUACCGAUGACGAAUCACGUUGGAUACAUUCAGACACAGAUCUUAUAUCAGGUCAUGGUGUCAAUUACAAUGUCAAUUAUAUUGGCUCUGUUGAGGUACUUUGUUCAAUGAAGACACUUGAUUUUGAUGAUAGAACACGAGUUGCUCGUGAUUCUAUUCGUUUAGUAUGUGCAGCUGUAGGCGUUGCAUUACGAGAGCGACGUAAACCUGAAUCAUCAUCACCUGUUCAAUCAAUGAUAGCAACACAAGCAAAUUUAACACAUAGUCUUACACCUGUUCAAUUAAUCAUUAGUACAGAAGCUCUUGUUCUUAAACGUGUAAAUGAUUCUCAAAUUCUUUAUUCACAUCGUAUGGAAGGAAUUUCAUUUGCAAGUGCUGGUGAACAUGAUACAAAAGAUUAUAUAGCUUAUGUCGCAAAAGAUAAUAUGAAUAAACGUGCAUGUCACGUACUUUCAUGUGUAGAAAAUGAAUCAUUAGAUGUUAUUACAACUAUUGGACAAGCUUUUGAAUUAAGAUAUAAUGAAUAUAUGCAAACACAACAACAGCAACAAACGCAUGAACAACAAGGAACAUUAAAAUCAUCUGAUCGUGAUAGACAAAUUCAACAAAAAUCAGAGGACAAUCAAGAUCAUUUUAUUUCAAGCAACAAUAACAACCCAUUACAACAACAAUCACAAGAUAAAUGGAAUACAAUGAAUAGUUCCGAUGUUUACAAAGAAGAUUGGUUUCAUGGAAAGAUUAGUCGAGAAGAUGCUGAACAUUUAUUAAAUCGUAGUGGUGAUUUUCUUGUACGUGAAAGUGCGAAAAUUCCAGGUCAAUUUAUUCUAUCAGGUCGUUCUCGUGAUCAAUUUAAACAUUUACUUCUUGUUGAUCCUGAAGGAGUAAUUCGUACAAAAGAUUAUGAAUUUGAUUCAAUUCAACAUCUCAUCACAUAUCAUAAAUCAGGCAAUAUUCCUAUUGUAUCUGCUGAUAGUGAACUUCUUCUAAAAACACCCGUUCGAUAUGUUAAAUGA
Adineta steineri is the source of this 1041-nucleotide messenger RNA. The record is from the annotation of a GenBank genome assembly. Lineage: Eukaryota; Metazoa; Rotifera; Eurotatoria; Adinetida; Adinetidae.